UGGCUUUUAAACUGUUGCUUGAGGUCUGUUUCAAUACCAAACCAAAAACACCCGUCCUUUUUAUUCUUUUUUCUCUCUGUGCUUCCACGCAGAUUUUUCUCUGCUUUUUCUUCCUCCAUCUACUCUUCCUUCUUCCGAUGGACACCGUCGCAGACACUCACAGCCCUUCUUCUUCUUCCUCGGAUGUGGAUGUCACGCCGCGUGGAGCAACCUCUGCCGUCCAUCGAGCUCUACAGUUAAUCCAAUCCGACGAUUCCGAUUCCAAGCUGCAAGCUGUUAAGGAAAUCCGGCGACUCACCAAAACUUCCCAAAGGUGUCGGCGGCUCCUCGCUGAAGCUGUUAUCCCACUUGUUUCUAUGCUCCGAGUUGACUCACCUGAGUCACACCACGAGUCCGCCCUUCUCGCCCUCCUUAACCUCGCCGUUAAAGACGAAAGGAAUAAGAUCAGCAUUGUGGAAGCAGGUGCCUUAGAGCCAGUUAUUAGCUUCCUUCGAAGUAAGAACUUAAACCUACAAGAAUAUGCAACAGCAGCUUUGCUCACUCUAUCUGCUUCUGUCAGCAACAAGCCGAUUAUAGGCGCAUCUGGUGCCUUUCCUCUGCUUGUAGAUAUCCUUAGACAUGGAACCACGCAAGCUAAGGUUGAUGCUGUAAUGGCUCUUUCCAAUCUCUCAACACAUACUGACAAUCUUACCAUCAUUCUUGGAACCGGUCCCAUCCCUUGUAUAGUUAGUUUACUUAAGGCCUCUAAAAAAUCUUCGAAAACAGCUGAAAAAUGCUGUUCUCUGAUAGAAUCCCUGGUGGGUUUUGAUGAAGGAAGAACAGCUUUGACAGCUGAAGAAGGUGGAGUAUUAGCAGUCGUUGAAGUGCUUGAAAAUGGCUCUCUCCAAGCUAGGGAACAUGCUGUUGGGGCACUACUGACAAUGUGUGAGAGUGACCGAUGUAAAUAUAGGGAACCAAUUCUUGGAGAAGGUGUAAUUCCUGGACUACUUGAGCUAACAGUGCAAGGAACACCCAAGUCUCAGACAAAGGCUCAGACCCUUUUGCGGUUACUGAGAGAGACUCCAUAUCCCAGAUCAGAGCUUCAGCCUGACACACUAGAGAACAUUGUUUGCAACAUAAUAUCUCAGAUCGAUGGAGAUGAUCAAUCUAGUAAAGCAAAGAAGAUGUUGGCUGAGAUGGUCCAAAUUAGUAUGGAGCAGAGCUUGAGACAUUUACAGCAAAGGGCUCGGGUCUGCACCCCAACUGAUUUGCCCAUUAGCAAUAGUUGUGCUUCUGAAGUUUCCUUGAAAUGAUUGCUUAUGGUUUUGAGCUUUUCUUUUCUGCUUUUCCCCUUUCCUUCCCUUUUUCUUGUGGUGUUUGUUACACAAAAUUUUCCUUUGUGGAAAGAUGAAAUAACACAUAGUGGAAAAUGCCAGUCCAGGCCGGUCGUAGUGGUAUCGGUAUCGGGUGACUGGUAAAAAUGCUUAUAGCUGGAAAUUAUAUGAUGUUGAAAGCAUGUAUAUAGUUCCUAGUUUGCAUGUAAAGAAACUGUUGUAGGAAAUGUUAUUCAAUCAGUGAGCUUUUCCUUUCUCCUUUGCCCUCAUGGUUGAGGAUUUGAUUGAAGUAAACCGAUUCAGAACACGAGAAAGAGAGUUCCAAAUCUGACUGAUAUCUUUGUCACCAAACUACUUCAACAUACCGGAAUGUUGACAGAAAAUUUCAGCUUGGUAUGCGAAACAUGGAUGGCUUAGAAAUAUCAAGUGAUGUGUAAGUUAGGUAGAUAUGGUCUAAGUUUGGUUAAAUAGAAAUUUUCCCCGUUGUAGCUUUGGACAAUUUCAACAUUUUUUUUUUCUGUAUUUUGGAUAACAG
Durio zibethinus is the source of this 1848-nucleotide messenger RNA. Its product is annotated as U-box domain-containing protein 9-like. The record is from RefSeq and is a predicted model, not a curated record. NCBI's taxonomy places the organism in Eukaryota, Viridiplantae, Streptophyta, Magnoliopsida, Malvales, Malvaceae. Gene Ontology annotation, molecular function: protein binding.